AUGGCAACAUAUAUUGAAUGUUUGUAAAUAAACAAAUCUUUUGAAUCGCAGUUGCUUGUGUGUUUAACUUGUAAUUAAGUAAAGUUUAAUAAUAAUUUUUAAUUAUAGCUGUACCUAUUUUUAAAGAAUUUGAAGUUAAAAAUGCCAACUAAUGAAAUUAUCACUAUUCAAGCGGGAAAUUAUGCAAACUUUGUUGGUACUCAUUGGUGGAAUAUUCAAGAAUCUUCAUUUGUUUACUCUGCUGCUGGUUCUACGCCUGUAGAUAUUGAUCAUGAUGUGAUGUUCAGUGAAGGUUCUAAUUUAAGGGGUGACGUGACUUAUACACCUAGAUUAGUUCUAAUUGAGGCACAAGAUAACUUUAGAAAUCUUCCUAAAGAAAGUUCAUUAUAUAGGAGUGAUAAUGAAGAUUCCAAAACUCAAUGGGAUGGUUUCAUCGAUGUAAUAAAAAAACAACCGGUGGAGAUGAACCCUUUUUUAGAAGGAACUAACGUUACUAUGACUCCAGUGGAUUCUGGUAACAUUGCUUCAUUUGAACAUCCUUCUACCUCUUGGUCAUAUUUCUUGAGAACUAAUUUACAUCCUAGCAGUCUAUGUCUUGUGAAUGAAUUAUGUGUUGAUGAUUUAAGCCCUUAUGAAUUAUAUAGUAAUGGAGAAGCAAUUUAUAGUAAAAACGGAGAGCAAUUUGAAGAAUCUCUUAGAAAAAUGGGUGAAGACUGCGAUUGUUUGCAGGGAUUCCAGCUGAUAUAUGAUGCAUACAAUGGAUUUUCUGGAAUAACUGGACAAUUUCUUCAACAUUUAGAUGAUGAAUACAAAAGACGGCCAUCUUUAUGUUUUCCUGUGUAUCAAGAUGACCUUGACAUUCCUAUUGAUGAUGUCAAGAAACAAAAGCAUCGUCUCUACGCUAUAUUGCUGUCUAUGAGUAACAUGAAUAGCUAUUGUACUUUCUUUUCUCCGUUAUCCUUGACUGAUGAUGUUGUGAAUUUAUCAUAUCCAUAUAGACAGUUGCCAUGUGUUCAAUAUAAUGAAAAACUGUUGUAUCACACAAGUGCGAUAUUUGCUGCUGCUAUUGAAACCCUGUCUUCUCCUUUUCGCCUCAGGUCUGGGAAACAUAAUAUGUAUGAUGCAACAAAUUCCAUGGCAACAUAUGGAAGAAAGUUAGUUUCUUCUAGUGUUUCUUUGCCAUUUCCUCUUGGUCACGAUACCUAUUUGAGUUCCAUGGUUGAAACAGAUGUUCCUGAAUACUAUAUGACAUCACUUUCACCAUACUAUAAGACAGAAUGUGAAAGAACAAUAAUCCAGUCAGCAGUUCUAAGAGGAGUACCAGCUGAUAAAUUCCAGAAACCUGGUAAAUAUUAUCAUUCUCCAGAUAAUAAAGAAAUUUUUGGUGAAUACUUGAACAAAUAUUCUCCUAGCUCUGUGACGACUGCCACCAUUUUAGAGGAAAAAUGCAGUGUUGCUUUCCCAUUUCCUAAAAUCUUUAAAAACAUAGUUAGUGACUCUGGUUUUCUAAAUUCAGCUGUUAGUGAUUGCAGUAAAGGUGCUGAUAAAAUACCAUUAGCAGCUUCUUUCAGCAGUUCUGAUAGUGCAUCUCAGUUCCUGGAAGAUGUAUUAUCCCAAGCCAAUAAGAACAGUUUUAAAGAAUACAUAAAGUGUUCUGAAUCAUCAUUCGAUAGAGAUAGUUAUCGUGAAGUGAUAGAAAAUUUGAUAGGCUUACAAGAUAAUUACACAAACUAUUAAUAAUUUUUAUUAAAAUAGCCUCAUUCAUUUGUAUAAUAAGAGUUUAUCUGUUGUAACCAUUGAAUGUGAUAUCUUUUGUUUAAUUAUGGGUUUGUCUAAUAUUUUUUAAUGCUAUACUUAAAUCAUCAUUUUGUAUUAUAAACAUUUUGCCACUCAGAAUUAAAAAUGCUUCUUGGUUAUUCUUUGUACCAUUUUGUUAAUGAGUUUUUGUUAAAAUAUGGAAUGACAGAACCAAAUGUAACUUCAUUUUCAGUGAAAAUUUUAUUCAUGACAGUGAUUUUAUUUGUAAUAGCAAAAUAAAGCAUUUGUUUCCCAUAAA
This is a messenger RNA of Parasteatoda tepidariorum (common house spider), 2056 nucleotides long. RefSeq names its product misato mitochondrial distribution and morphology regulator (gene mst). Gene Ontology annotation, biological process: mitochondrion organization. NCBI's taxonomy places the organism in Eukaryota, Metazoa, Arthropoda, Arachnida, Araneae, Theridiidae. Gene Ontology annotation, cellular component: mitochondrion; cytoplasm. The record is from RefSeq and is a predicted model, not a curated record.